CCGUGUUUAUACUCUAGAACCUGGGCCUCGGGAAGCUCCUUAAAGUUCCACCUCACCGCCGCAAUAAAUGAAUGCUAUGCAUGAGGUACGGUACUCCCGCAGUUAUACGCGACAAAGGGACUUUCUAAUUUCCGUAUUAACUCCACCACCUCUACCACCCAAACCACUACCAUCAUUGACAGCAACGCAGCCUUUACAAUGCCUAUCUACCUAAUCUCCAAAGCCGCAGAUCCCAUCUUCGCCUUCGCGAUAGGCACCACCGCCGCCCUCCUGCGCAUCCAGCGCGAACAGCGCGAGAAAUUCCCCGAGCGAGCCAAGGACAUCGGGAUCGGGAGUGUGGUGCAGCUGGGGGCGAGUCGGGUACAACGCUGGUGGGCGGGCGAUUUCGCAGGGCUGUGAUGGCUCGCAGGCAUAUCCCCGUGGGAUCUUGUCUUGUUUGGGACAUGUUGGACGGUUUCCUAUCCGCCUAUUCCUGGCUCCAGGACUUUUCUCGCCGUGGAGAUAGG
Aspergillus aculeatus ATCC 16872 is the source of this 506-nucleotide messenger RNA. RefSeq lists its product as uncharacterized. The transcript has 2 exons. Lineage: Eukaryota; Fungi; Ascomycota; Eurotiomycetes; Eurotiales; Aspergillaceae. The record is from RefSeq and is a predicted model, not a curated record. The coding region runs from base 199 to 399 and encodes 66 amino acids. Gene Ontology annotation, biological process: protein secretion.